AUGCAAAAAAAGAAUAAUUAAUUAAUAUUGUCACCUAAUGGAUUGGGAGGUAAUAUCAAACCUGGAUUGUUUUCAAAGCAUUGUUAAUUAAACAAAUUAAACAAAUAAAAAAGUUUUAAAGUUGAGGAGACUCUGACUCCCAAACUCUUCGAAACUAAAGAAUCAAGUUUUGCUCCUUAGCAAAAAUUACAAAAAAGUCAAAGGUAGUUAUAAAUAUUUUCAUAAAUAGUGCUUCUCGGUUGGUUCUGCCUAAAGAAUAAAGGCAAGAUAGAGUAGAAAGGUAAGAGAUAGAUAAUAUACCAAAUAUCAAGCAUGAUUAGAUUACUGAACUAUCAUAAAAAUUAUAUCGAGAACUUAUAGAAUUUAAUGAAUAGGCGGAUUUUGGAAGUUUAAAUGAAAUUUAGUAGUGGAGUGAAGAUAUGAUAAAAAUAUUGUUAAUCAUUAAUAAUAGUUUAGAAUGUAUAAUUCAUAUGAUAAUUAAGAAUUAAAUGUUUAGGAAAAUUUAGAUAACAAUGUGCCUGAAAAUUAACAGUAAUCAUUUGAAUAUUUUAAGAAAUGAUAUUAUUUAGAAUCUAUAAAAGGAAUUAAAUGAUGAGCGGAAGGAAAGGUACAAAAUUGAGGAGGAAGCAACCAAUUUAAUUACUGAAUAAGAAUUAGAAAUUAAUAAGUUAGAAAAAUAAUUAAAAAUGCUAGAAGAAUAGCACUCUUAAUGA
Messenger RNA from Paramecium pentaurelia, 713 nucleotides. NCBI's taxonomy places the organism in Eukaryota, Ciliophora, Oligohymenophorea, Peniculida, Parameciidae. The record is from the annotation of a GenBank genome assembly.